Messenger RNA from Kuraishia capsulata CBS 1993, 1500 nucleotides. RefSeq lists its product as uncharacterized. Lineage: Eukaryota; Fungi; Ascomycota; Pichiomycetes; Pichiales; Pichiaceae. Gene Ontology annotation, molecular function: hydrolase activity, hydrolyzing N-glycosyl compounds. The coding region runs from base 1 to 1500 and encodes 499 amino acids. The transcript has a single exon. The record is from RefSeq and is a predicted model, not a curated record.
AUGAUAAAAUAUAGUAUAAUUGCCUGUGCUGCUCUGCUCUUUACUUUGAUCCAGGCUCAAUUGGUUGUCAAGGAUGUGAAGCCAAGGGCCUUCAUUUUAACAGAUAUCUCGAACGAGCCAGACGAUGCAGAGAGUCUAGUCAGAGCUCUGUUGUACUCCAACGAGAUAGACUACAAAGGAAUUGUGGCAACCACUUCUUACUGGCUCAAUGAUACAAUUCACGUUGAAGACAUAUAUCCGAUUCUUGACGCCUAUGAGAAAGAUCACUCAAACCUUUUGAAGCAUUCGCCACAUUUCCCUACAGCUGAUUACCUUCGCUCAAUUGUCAGCAGUGGGCAUCCGGUAUAUGGAACUCUUGCCUUUGACUUUCCAAAGAUAAGCGAAGGCGCGGCAAAUCUGAUCAAAGCCGUUGAUGCGACUCCAGAUACCGAAAAAAUUUGGAUCUUGAUGUGGGGUGGUGCGGGUGUUCUCGCAGAAUCUCUGAACGAGAUCUCGAAAACCAAAUCCAAGAAGUAUGUGGAGAGAUUUGUGGAGAAACUCAGGGUUUAUUCCAUUUCAGACCAAGAUGAUGCAGGUUCAUGGAUUAGACUCACAUAUCCAAGGUUAUUCUAUAUUGCAUCUAUCCAUGGAUGGAAUCAAUAUGCCCUAUCCAGCUGGGUUGGCAUAUCAGGGGAUCUAUAUAACAGCUACGACAGCGGUGGUCCGGACAUAAACUUUGUUUCAAAAGAGUGGAUAUCCAAAAACAUUCAGAAAGCAGGCGGUAACCUUGGGACUGUUUAUCCUGACUAUAUGUUUAUCAUGGAAGGUGACACUCCCUCUUUGUUGCAUAUUAUACCUAACGGACUUAACGAUCCAGAAAAUCCAAAGCAUGGUGGAUGGGGUGGUCGUUAUGACGUGGUUGACAUUUCCGGGCGCCUCAACCAUUACGCUGGCGUCACCGAUAACGUUGUUGGCCUAAAUGGUAUCACUCACCUAAGCGAUAAGGCCACUAUUUGGAGAUGGCGCGAAGAUGUUCAAAACGACUUUGCAGCCAGGAUGCAAUGGACGGUGAAGUCCUUCGAAAGUGCGAACCAUGCACCAGUGGUCAUUGUCAACGGUAGCGAGUCCGUAAAACCUUUAGAGUUACAAGUCGAAACUGGAUCAGAAGUUUAUUUGGAUGCAACCGCUUCUUAUGAUCUAGAUUCCGGAAGAGACGGAAAAUUGAGCUUCAAGUGGUUCCAGUACAGGGAUGCUAGCGCAACCAUGUCCAAUGCCCAGAAAGAGGUUGCCGCUAUAGACAUCAACAGCUCCGAAGGAAAAGCUCAUUUUACAGUCCCUGAUCUCAAAGCAGCAUGCUACAAUGUUUUGGGAAAAUACUUGGGCGACGAUCACUGCUACUCUUACCAUAUCAUUUUGGAAGUGACUGAUGCCGGAUCACCUCCAAUGAAAUCUUAUAGAAGAGUUAUUUUGCACACCAAACCAAAGAAGCAAGAAGAGGAAUCGAAGCACGAUGAACUUUGA